AUGGCUUCCAAUUUCAACUGGGAUUCGCACGAAGAGGACGUCACAUCCGGAUCUCCUUAUCUCUUUUUCGGGGCUGAAUCAUUCUAUUUACAUUCCCUCGAGGCUCACGGAGGAGCGUCCCAACCCCUUAACCGAUACUUUAUGUAUUCUGAUGCCGCUAAUACACAAAUCAGCAAGGGUAUGCCACUCCUCACCCUCCUUAAUGAGAAUACGCCUAUUGACAUCGCAGCCACCUCCGGGUCUCUCUUCCCAGAGGGCACGACUACCACUAGCUCAGCGAGGUCUGGAGUCCAAUUCCCGCCGGGGGAUUUGCCCCCAACCCCGGCUGCUGUCUCUGUAUUCCUCUCGCAGGCUACCUUUGUCCCCCCUGGAGCGUGCCCCGCAAAUCUCUGCCCAGAGGGUACGCCUGUCAUAUCCGCUGCCACCUCCAGACCCCUCUUGGGUGAGGGUACAGAUUCCAGGCUUGAGACUUCCGGACAUUUACUUACCAGCUAUCCUCCCCCCGCGCGGGAUGAGACUGGGCAUAUCGACUGGGAUUGGAUCGUUGCCUCAUCCCUCUCUGGCAUUCAGGGCCACACCAUGUUCCAGUCAUUAGAACACGCCAAACGCUCUCGACUACGGAGUGCAGAGCAUCCCGAGGAUCUCACCAUUCCCCGCACGCCUGAGUUGAAGCGUGCCCUGGUUGCGAUGUUGAUGAAAGCAAUGAGGUCAACAUGCCGAGCGAUCGAUAACCAGAAGACUGUUGAUCAGUUCACCAAGUCCCACACAAAUGACGAGAUGGAGCUUGGUUGUUGGGAAAUCUUGGUAAACUGCUUCUGGUUCCUGUUUGCAUUCUCACUUGCUUACUCUGAACAGGAGGCCAUGAUAACCCGCCAUGUAGACGGCGCCCCUCGCAAUCCCCCCGCAAGAUACCGGGAACCUUCUCGAAUCAUUUUAAUAACGUUCUCGACUGCCUGGAGGUGA
Penicillium canariense is the source of this 963-nucleotide messenger RNA. RefSeq lists its product as uncharacterized. The record is from RefSeq and is a predicted model, not a curated record. NCBI's taxonomy places the organism in Eukaryota, Fungi, Ascomycota, Eurotiomycetes, Eurotiales, Aspergillaceae. Bases 1 to 963 code for a protein of 320 amino acids. The transcript has a single exon.